Adineta steineri is the source of this 2496-nucleotide messenger RNA. NCBI's taxonomy places the organism in Eukaryota, Metazoa, Rotifera, Eurotatoria, Adinetida, Adinetidae. The record is from the annotation of a GenBank genome assembly.
AUGACUUGGUGUGCUAAAAUUUAUGAUAUAUUUAAUGGAUGGACUGAUGAUGAACAUGAAUUACCAUCAACACCAGCUGCGAAAUCAAUUAAUGGCCUACCAGAAACAUCAUUAUCAUCGCAGAUUGCCCGUCUUAAUUCAAUGCACGAUGCCCCAUAUCUUGAGAGAUCUCAUUCGAUAUCAAGUAUAACUAAUCCAACAAAUUAUAAGAAAAAAAAUCAUGAUCGUUAUUUUUCAUAUGAAAAUAAUUGUUAUUCUCAAGAACAAAAAUCUUAUGGUGUUGCAACAAUUUCAAAUAUGUCACUCAAUCUUCCAUCUUAUUCAAAGUAUAUGGGAAGCACAAACGAAUAUUUUCAAGAACAACAGCAAUUGGCAAGAAGUUAUUCAUUUGAAUUACGUCGCAAUAAUUUUAUGUUACCAUCUGUUGAUAAUAAUAAUAUAUCACCUGCUGUCAGAUAUCCAACAGCUCAACAACGGAAUAUGAUAGAAAAACCAUUACGAUCAUCUUCAAUUAAUGUUCUGACGAAUAAUAAUAGUUCGAUGAUUGCUAGUCGAAUGUCAUUACCCAAUAGACAGGAACCAUUAUGUCCACGAUUAUCAACACGUUCUUCCUACUCAGUUCCUGAAUAUGAAACUAAUGAUAUUCCAUCGAGUAACAAUGAGCAAGUUGAACAAGCAAUACAAUAUUAUAUAAAAGAAAUGUUAACAUCAUCACCAAAUAGUAUAUUUCCAAUGGUUUAUAGUUUUCCGCCCAAUGAUAUGUUACAAUACAAUGAUCGUUGUCGUAUUGAAGGUGGAUAUGAUGAACCAUCUCAAUGGAUAAUUCAAACAAAAAUCGCUCCUGUUGAAUGUCGAAUUAUAUCUGAUAAUGUUGCUUCAAUUUAUUCAACUUAUUUUUAUGAUCAAUAUCAUUAUAAUUUAUUUGCAAUUGAUGAUAAUUCAAAUCCAGUAAUUAUGUCAAUAAAACCACAUGAGAAUAAAUUAACAAUAAUUGUUCGUACAAAAGAAAGUUCACAAUGUAUGGAUUUAAUUGAAAAUGAUUCGAAUUCAAUUGAUUAUGUUUAUUUAUCAAAACAACUUUAUCCAGAUUUACAAGUUGAUCAUUUCGAGAAUUGCGCAACUUUAAAAGCACAACAAUUUAUAAAAGCAUAUGAUGAAAAACUAGAAACACAUAAAUUUAAAUUUGGUGUUAUUUAUCAAAAACGUGGACAAACUACAGAACAAGAAUUUUUUAAUAAUGAAAGACAUGGACGAGCAUUAGAUGAAUUUCUUGAUAUUAUUGCUACAAGAGUUUCAUUAAAAAAUUUUAAAGGUUAUCGAGCUGGACUUGAUGUUAGUGAACAAACAGAUUGUCCAAUAUCUUAUUAUGAAUUAUAUGAUCAAAAAGAAAUUAUGUUUCAUGUUAGUACAUUAUUACCAUUUACACAUACAGAUACAUCACAAAUUCAACGUAAACGUCAUAUUGGAAAUGAUAUUGUUACAAUUGUUUUUCAAGAAGAAAAUACACCAUUUCAUCCAAGUAUGAUCAAAUCAAAUUUCCUACAUGUUUUCCUUGUUGUACAACCUGUACAAGUACUUUCAAGAACAUGUUAUAAAAUGACAAUAGUCACUCGUGAUGAUAUUAAACCAUUUCCUCCGACUCUUCAUCGAAAUGUUGUUUAUGUUCGUACUGCUGAACAAUUAAAACCAUUUAUUCUAUCGAAAUUAAUCAAUGCGGAAUAUGCGGCAUAUCGUUGUCGAACAUUUUCUUUGUUACAAGAACGUACACGUUGUUCAUAUUUAAAAACAUUAUGUGAAAAUUUAACGGAAAAAUCUUAUGAUUCGUUAUGUGAUGAAAAAAAACGUGCAAGUAAUCGUCGUUUAUCAAUAUUAUCAAAUUCAUCUAAAAAACGUUAUUUUUCGAAUGUGAAAAAAAUUUUUACAAGAAGUAAUAGUACACCGGAUGGUCCACAACCAUCAUCAUCAUCAAAUAAAUCUGAACAAAUAAUAAAUGAUAAAGAACGACGAAAAAGUGGAAAAAGAUUAUUACGGUUAGGAAAAUCAAUUGAUAAUGAUAAUGAUAAUGAUAAUCAGCGUUCAUCGAUUGCAGUUUCUUUACCCGACCAUGAAUUAACACGUGAAAAUGAUUUAAUUAAUCGACGUGGAAUACGUCGAAGCAAUGAAAGUUUAGAUAGUAGUAGUGAUUUACCAUCGUUAGAACAACGUUCAGCAAUACAACAGUAUCCAGUACGUUCGAUACAUACAUAUUACGGAGAUGAAUCUGAUGAAGGAUUGGAUAGUAUGUCAUCAGCAGAUACAGCUUUUUCGCAUAAUCAUAAUCGACCACCAUACGAUAGUGAUGAUCAAGAUGCUUAUAGACAACAACUUCGUGAAAAAUCUCAGCCAACUCAUAUUUCUCAUCCAUGGCAUCGUGUGUCUGGACAACGUCAAGGCAAUAUACAGAUCUAUACACCACAAACAGCUGGUAUUCACAUAAGUGAAGCAGCAACUGUUUAA